Molecule: messenger RNA, 3059 nt
Organism: Pollicipes pollicipes
Lineage: Eukaryota; Metazoa; Arthropoda; Thecostraca; Pollicipedomorpha; Pollicipedidae
Product: acetyl-coenzyme A transporter 1
Exons: 6
Coding region: 852-1625 (257 amino acids)
Biological process (GO): acetyl-CoA transmembrane transport
Cellular component (GO): membrane
Molecular function (GO): acetyl-CoA transmembrane transporter activity
Source: RefSeq, a predicted model, not a curated record
UUGAUUUCACUUGAGACACACUGGUUAUAUACAAUUUGAAGGACAGGGAACUGUUUGAAGGAAUGAGGGUGCUUUAGCGCUCCUUCCAUGUGAAGCUACUGUUGUAAUCUUACAUUUCAAGAUUAUGGGUCUGAUGAGUCCCCUGCCUGGCUAUGGCAUGAGACACAGCAGCAAUAUUGCUUAAUUCCAAGCCAAUAGUGUUGGAUGUAGGACCAAGAUGGAUUGUCUGUUCCUGAUAAUGUGAUAAAUUCCAUUUUCUUUGUAUGCUGGGUGUGAGUGUUGCUUCUUCUAUGUGAUCUGCAGGGACGGCCGCGCGUCCUGCGAUGAGGAAGCGCGCCUCUGACGGAAUGGCGAAGGAUGCCGCGGAAGGACCCAUCCCCCGUCAUGAGGACACGCUCCGCAAACUGAAACCCAGGCCAAACCAGCGCCCGUUUCCAAGCCGCGGUCACGGCGGCACCAUCCGGCGGCACCAUCAUGAGCCUCUUCCUCGGCCGGCGUCGGCUGAGCACCCCGGCGGCGGCCUAACCGGCGAUGUGGCCAAUAUCUGCCUGCUGCUGUUUGCUUCUGUGCUUUCCAUUCAUCAACCUUUAUAAACUGGGACGGCCCAUCGCAAUGCGCUAUCUCAUUGGCAUUUACUCAAAUUUUACAUCGUAAUCCUUCAUCUGCCUUGCGGUUCAUGACCCUUAUUGGCGGCGAGUUGACGCCUGCGUGUUAGCACCUUGCGCACACCUCUUCGCUGCAGGCUUCAUGCUAUUCUGGGGCGUGGUGUUCCUGCUGACCACCACGAUGGUGAUGCUAGUAGAUGCAAGCGCGAGUCGCCGCUGAACCGGGACGGCACGCGCGACCCCGAGAUGAGCGUGACCCAGACGUACUCGCAGCUGGUGCGCAUCACGCGGCUCCAGCCCGUCCGCACGCUCAUUGCCAUACUGCUCCCCGUCAUGGUGGGGUUCGCGUCCGCUGAUGCUGUGACCGGCCUGAAGCUGAUCGAGGCCGGCGUGCCCAAGGACCGACUGGCACUGAUGGCCGUUCCCAUGAGCCCGCUGCAGAUCAUCCUGCCGCUGGCCAUCAGCAAGUACACUGCCGGGUCGCGGCCCAUGAGCCUCUUCCUCGGCGCCAUGCCCUGGAGGCUGCUCUUCGGUCUGGUGAUGGCCGGCCUGGUGUACGUGACGCCGCUGUUCCGGCUGGAGGACAUCUCGUUCCCGCUCAGCUACUACGGGCUCAUCCUGGCCGUGUUCGUGCUGCAUCAGGUCACGCUUUACUCCAUGUUCGUGUCGGUGAUGGCGCUCUUCGCCCGCAUCUCCGACCCGGCCAUGGACGGCACGUACAUGACGCUGCUCAACACUGUCACCAACCUGGGUGGCAACUGGCCGGCCACGCUCAUGCUCUGGAUGGUGGACCGGCUGACCUGGAGGGCCUGCGCCGGCGGCGGCGGUGGGGGUGGCCCUUGCGGUAGUGACCAGGACUGCGGAGAGGGCGGCUCGUGCCUCGUUAGUAUGGACGGCUAUGUGGAGAGCGCCGCCUGCGUCUGUCUCGGCUUCCUCUGGCUGCUCUGGGGCCGUCGCCGCCUGCUCGCCCUGCAGGCGCUCGACAUGUCGGCCUGGAGGUGUCGGAAGGCCACCGUGUGACGUCAGCGCCGGUUAGGUUUGUGAUGACGCCUGACAUGUCGACCUGGCGGUGUCGGAAGGCCACCAUGUGACGUCGGCUGGCGGUGGGACUCAUCCCGCCGGCCCGCCGCCUCCAACACCAACACCGCAGCGCGGCGUCGGGGCUGGCGUUCAGCGUGGCAGCCCUGGCGUCGGUUGCGGGUCGGCGCCACCGCAGGCCAUGCGCCGAACGGAGCCAACCCGUCCGUGAGUGCAGCACAAACGGGCCGGCCGGCGGUGCCACGCGGGAGCUCGGGGUGCAGUUGGGCCGUCGACCGAGCCCAGUGUUUCCCGCUCUACCUGGCCCCGUCGGUCAGUGGAUAGGACCGCGAGGCGGUCGCGGGUGUCGUUUGUUCGUGAAGCGUUUGCUGUUUGAUUCCUGGUGCUCAAGAGUUGGUGGAGGCGUUAUUUUAGUAACAACUGAUGCAUGUUGUGUUGCAUUCCAAGGGUUCACGCGCUGGUGAAAGCACUUUUUUUGGGAAACCGCACGGGCACCGCAACAGGUUUGUCUUGUUUUUGUCGUGGAGUGAUGCGCCCCACUACAGCACUGACAAUAUCAUUGGCUUCCCGGCGCCUCGUAUUGCAUAUAAUGUGUUCGAAGGAUAUGAUGCAUCACCUGCGAUCAGGGGAGGGGGCAGGUAGCUAAAGGAGGUUACUUUAUGACGAGCGCCCUACGCGCUCAACAAAUGUGCGUCGUAUUCGGCCUGUUCAGUGGGAUACUUUGUUCAUUCAUUUGCAAGACAAUGACGUCCUUCUCGCGCUGGAUAAGUGCAGUGCGUAAAGUUUUGUUUCCGUAAGACGUUUACAGAGUCGGGUCGAAGCGGGUAGUGAUACAUUAACGCAAAUUCGUUGUCGUUGAUCGCGAUUUUAGGUCGUCGAUCGCGUUGAUCGCCUUCAAUUUCGUCGUGUUAGGGAAAGUGUUUGCUAAUUUACAGUCUUCCGGGUCCCCCUGGACCGCGAGUUGUGAUGCUUGGUGUCGGAAGCGAGCAGGGACCACGUGCGUUGGACGUCACUUCGUGUCGGCGCGGCCACGAGCAGCUGCUGAUGCGGCCGGGCCACCCAGUGCACAUAUCUCAGCUCGUCGACCACCGCGGCCGCGGCCUCGCGACCCCAGCCGGGACAGCUAGUCCUUGGAACCUCGUUGAACGUGUCACUUUCGCACUACCCUCUGAACAAUGAGCGCUCCGGAGGGCGCAACAGCACCCGCAUCUUCCGUGUAUCUGUUCCGCUAAAACAGUGCCUACACAACGAUGUGUAUAUAAAUGAUGGCACACGAACAUCUUGGUGCAUAUGCACAUCGCACAAACACGUAUAAAAUGAUGACUAUGAGACGCUGUCGUGCGCAGCGAGGAAGCAAAACUCAAAGGAAGUCGCCGGUUCGACUGAAACUAGCCUAAUAAAACAUGUUAAAAUGCG